UUUUCAACGCUAAUUUCUUUCAAAUUUUAUUGCACAACAGUUAGAGAAUCAUCAUCGUUUCAUUACUUUUUGUAGUAUCUAAAAGCUGCGAUAUUGACGAUAUUUUUCUCCCAUGUUUUGCUGAAUAUGUGUCAAAAUAUAUCCGAUAUAAUGAAAUCAUAGUUGCACAGGGUAUCAGGUAGUUCUAAGAAUAACUAAUUACAACACAAUAUGCGCUAAUUUCCAGUCUAGACAACAUAUGUUUUGAAGUUUUUGAAUAAAAACUCUUAAAUACUGACGUCGAAUGGAUUAUAAAAUUAUAAUUUUUGUUUCAGUGUAUUUUGUGUUGAUUACACAAAUAGUUAAUGGUGUAAUGCUUGUUUCUUUUUCUUUAUACAGGUGAAUGUCCAACGUCUAAAGCAAUAUCUUGGUAAAUUAAUUUUGUAUCCAUUGAACAAAGGCAAACCAAAGGCACAUGAGACAGCAUUGCCACAAGGAACGACAACGAUAUAUCCAACACAAAUGAAAACCAAAGUAAUGCCAGUUAAAACUAGUUAUAUACGUGAAAAACCUCGUCCAAUUGAUGAUGAUGAUAAGAAAUUUAAAGUAUUUCAAUCAUUACGUAUGGCACGCGCUGAUGCAAAACUCGUUGGAAUACGUGAAAAGAAGGCCAAACAAGCUGCCGAAGAUGAAAAGAAACCGAAAAAAGCUGGUGAAGAUGAAAAGAAAUCGAAAAAAGAAAAGUAA
This is a messenger RNA of Didymodactylos carnosus, 726 nucleotides long. The record is from the annotation of a GenBank genome assembly. Lineage: Eukaryota; Metazoa; Rotifera; Eurotatoria; Philodinida; Philodinidae.